CAGAGCAGAGAGUGAGUGACCCAAAGAGAAGAGAGGAGAGAGCUCGAAGAAGGAAAAGGAAGGAAGGGAUCCAUCUCCUCCCAGGCCAUGGGAAACAUCCUGAGAAGGUGCUUCGCGGGAGGAGGAGGAGACAACGGUGAUGACGAUUACUACCCCUACUACAGCUACAGUCCAUCCUCCAGGCCCCGCUACGAGCUGCAGAUCGGCAGGUGGGAGAAUGAGCCUGCAGCAGCUGCCUCUCAGACUGCAAUCGGCUUCACGGGGAGAGACGACGACGAUCACUACCCCGACGACCUGCUCCAGAGCGGGAGCGGCUGGGUGGAUCAGCUUGCACAAGACUCUUGGCUAGUACAUCACGACGUCGCCUCCCUGAUUCAGGACAUCCUCUACUUCGAAUACACAUCCAUGGUACCUGAAGCGCUCGGACAGAAUGUUACAUCAUCCAAAAAAGCACAGGUUAAAUGGUACCGGAAUAUCUUGGAGGCAUAUAAGAACUCGAGCUCCCCACUGAAAACACCAGCAGAGGCUGCCAAACUAGUUGCAACAGCCCUAAGCAGGAUUCAGAGAGCUGAUUUAGAGGUUAACAACAAGUGCAUUGGAGAUGGCGAUGGCUUUAGUGCCUAUGUUGGCACAGCCGACCCACGGGAGCCUGCAAAUGUGCCGAUGGAAGUGCAUGAGAUGGUGAUUAAAAGGGCUCAAGCACGCACUGAUAGGGAUUACCAGAAGGCUGAUGCUCUUCUAAGGAGCCUCAACAAAGCAGGAUAUAAGAUAAUAACCAUUUCAGGCGAAGAGAUACUUGCAAGGAAAUACAGAAUCAGAAUGAGGGGCGUUGAUGCACCGGAGCUUAAAAUGGCUAAUGGGAACGAAUCGAAGAACGCACUGGUGAAACUCAUUGGUGGGAAAAGGGUCACCAUUUAUGUGUAUGGGCAGGACCAGUUUGGGCGUUACGUGGGUGACAUAUAUUGUGAUGGUGUGUUCAUCCAGGAGAAAAUGCUGAAGAAUGGCCAUGUAUGGCAUUUCAAGACUUACGAUAAGCGUCCAGAAUUUGCGCAGUGGGAAAGAGAGGCAAGAGCUGCACGUCGAGGGCUUUUUGCGUCAGAGAACCCUGAGAAGCCGUGGGAUUGGAGAAGAGACCAGCGCAACGCAAACAUUCAGGUCUACUAAUGGGGCUGAACCAAAUGAUCUGAUAGACACGUAGUUUCUUGGUGAGGUUCUUGUACAGCUUGAUGCAAAUGAACGUAUGUGCAUCAGAAGUGCUUGUUUAGUGUGAAUCUGGGAAUGUACAGAUGAACUGUUGUCAAAUAAGUAUCAGGUGUUCAUUGUUUGCAACAAAAACAAAAAUGAUGUCUGGCACUAUCUGACAUCUGGAUGAAGGAAGGAAA
This is a messenger RNA of Panicum hallii, 1382 nucleotides long. RefSeq names its product probable staphylococcal-like nuclease CAN2. The transcript is spliced from 8 exons. Gene Ontology annotation, cellular component: cytoplasm. NCBI's taxonomy places the organism in Eukaryota, Viridiplantae, Streptophyta, Magnoliopsida, Poales, Poaceae. Bases 88 to 1164 code for a protein of 358 amino acids. The record is from RefSeq and is a predicted model, not a curated record.